Molecule: messenger RNA, 884 nt
Organism: Xenia sp. Carnegie-2017
Lineage: Eukaryota; Metazoa; Cnidaria; Anthozoa; Malacalcyonacea; Xeniidae
Product: vacuolar protein sorting-associated protein 37C-like
Exons: 4
Coding region: 115-756 (213 amino acids)
Biological process (GO): ubiquitin-dependent protein catabolic process via the multivesicular body sorting pathway; protein targeting to vacuole; protein targeting to membrane
Cellular component (GO): ESCRT I complex
Source: RefSeq, a predicted model, not a curated record
ACAAUUUGUAAACAAACCAUUUGAACCGAGAUAGGAAGUAAAUCGAGUUUUGAUCAAGAAAAAGGGUUGACGUUUCAUAGGAAUUUCUUGACAGAAAGGAGACAGUUUAUACCGAUGAAUCAAGGCUACAGUUAUGGCGGAAUGCCAGUGCCGUAUCGAAAUCAAACAGCCAGUCAAUCUUACAACGUUGGCUUCAAUGGUUUGAAUAGCACUGGCAAUUUUAACAACCGUUCUCAAAUGGAAAAUGUCAUGUACGCGAUUAGUAAUCAAUUGGAUCAACUAGAUCAGGCGGAAUUACAGGAGUUACACGACAAGGAGGAGAAACUGCAUCAAUUUUUAAAUGAAAAUAACGAGGUUAAGAAAAUCCAAACAGAACGUGAAAUGAACACAAUGAGCAAUCGUAGUUUGGCUGAGUACAAUCUUAGGCAGGGAGAACGUCUCGCUGAAUGCAAGUCAAGAUUGGUUCAUUUAUAUGAGGAGCUCAAUAAGCAAACUAAAAUUUUUGAUGAAAAUAAAAGUAACCUAGAGACACUGUCUGAACACUAUAACCCGGAUACAUUAUUGGCCUUGCUUCAAACAUCAGUUGCCCAGCUGGAAGAACAUUCUGAGGAGAUAGCUGAAAAAUUUCUCGAAGGAGACGUUGCAAUUGAAGAUUUCUUGGAAAAAUAUGGAGAAGAGAGACAAAUGGUUCACAUUAAACGCACCAAAGUGGACAAAUUGAGGGAACUAAUAAGAAAUAGUAAUACGUCAUUGUAAAAUUAAAAGAUAAAUGAGUAUUGCUUUGUAUCUGUUAGAACUAGUUCAAUACUUCAGACCAACCUGGAUCGUAUACAACUAAUUCAAAUGUAAUUCAACACUUGUAUUGUAUUAUAUGCUCAAAAAUA